Molecule: messenger RNA, 3344 nt
Organism: Paramormyrops kingsleyae
Lineage: Eukaryota; Metazoa; Chordata; Actinopteri; Osteoglossiformes; Mormyridae
Gene: dcp1a
Product: decapping mRNA 1A
Biological process (GO): deadenylation-dependent decapping of nuclear-transcribed mRNA; positive regulation of catalytic activity; deadenylation-independent decapping of nuclear-transcribed mRNA
Cellular component (GO): P-body
Molecular function (GO): enzyme activator activity; mRNA binding
Source: RefSeq, a predicted model, not a curated record
CAUAGAAUUCCUUCCGUGUUGCUUCUUGCCCUGGGUUUCAGAACCCAAGAUGGAGGCUAUCAGUAAAGCUGGGCAUCAUAUGAGUCUAGCAGCACUACAACAGCACGACCCUUACAUUAAUAAAAUCGUCGAUGUUACCGGACAGGUAGCACUGUACACCUUUAACUCAAAAACAAAUGAAUGGGAAAAAACUGAUAUUGAGGGCACGUUGUUUGUAUAUACCAGGUCUGCCUCGCCUUACCAUGGCUUCACGAUUAUGAAUCGACUCAGCAUGGAAAAUCUAGUGGAGCCCAUAAAUAAAGACCUGGAGUUUCAACUACAAGACCCUUUUCUUCUCUACAGGAACUCCAACUUGGCCAUAUACAGCAUCUGGUUCUACGACAAAAACGACUGCCAGCGGAUCGCACAGCUCAUGGCACGGGUGGUGAAGCAAGAGGCCCUGCAGGCCCGGCAGCCCCCCCAAGACUGCAGUACACUCAGCCAGACCAACGGCUGUGUGGUGGAACGUCCCAUCGACAUCCUGGAGCUACUCAGCAAGGCCAAGGAGGAGUACCAGAGGAGCCGCGUCUGUGAGUCUGAUUUGUCAAGCAGCGAAUUGGUGGCGAACCAUGACUUGCCAAGGACUGCACUGGAGCAGGCAGCUACAAUACCACAGCACGAGAAGAACUCCCACUCUGGCGUGAAGCAGAUCACCGUGGAGGAACUGUUCGGAAGCUCUUUACCAAAGGAGCAGCCCCCGCUGGGGUUCACCAGCCAAGGAGUGACUGAAAAGGGGAAGCGCGACUGCCUCGGCCACACCCUCCCCCUGGAGGCCCCGCUGAUUCCCCAUCUGCACAUUGACCCUGGGGGGGGGCGCUUGGGCACCGCUUCUGCCCUGACCAACACCGAGCAGCACUUUGGCUCGACAGAAGAGAAGACCACCCCCAGCUACCCUCUUCGCCCCAGCCCGGUAUUCCACUCUGGGGGGCCUGGGGACACCUGUGCCCAGCCGGUCUCCCCGCACCUUGUCGGGUUCCCGGGCCCCAAACCCGCUGCUCCCGUGACCCGACCCACACAGCUGACCUCCGGUAGCUCGGCCUACCUGCCUCAGGAGGUCGUCGGGCAGCUCAAGGUAGUUGCGUUGCCCUCAGCUGCCCUCACCAAGCCGCCUUUGGCACCCAGCUUCCUCCCUUCCCUGCUGGCCACGCCUGAAUGCUUCAGGGAGCCUGUGGUCAAGGCCGCGCCCUACAGCACCACUCUAGCAGCCCCCGGGCAGAAUAAGGAUGUUGAUAUUUUCAUGCAGCCUCAAAGUCUGGUGAAAACAAUACCAGGGGUCUCUCUGAAGGGGGGGCCAGCCGUGUCAGAGGCGGUGCCCUCGGUGCUCCUCUCCCCCAGCGUCUUCCAGAACUCUGGCAAGACGCCGGAAAUGGAGAGGAAGCCUGCCGCUCCGUCACCCACCUCACUGCGAGCCAGUGAGCUUCCCACCCACCUCAGCAGGCUCCAGCUUCAGGACACCCUCAUUCACCUCAUCAAGAAUGAUUCCACGUUCCUCAGCACCAUUCACGAGGCCUAUCUCCAGAGUGUCGCUAAGAAUCUGAACAACGUCAAGCUAUAGGCCACCACAUGGGCUUGUAAGCACACACACUUAUAUGCCGGGGGCACAGUGAUGUGAGGUCCCUGACGGACCGAGCGGCUGCUCAGCCCAUGCAAGAAGCUGUUUGCUUGGCACCAAACAGGGUUUUUUUUUUGUCACACAUGAUCUGAAUGGCUUAUGCAGAGAACUCCCUGCAUCUGCGUUGUAUCCCAUUGGCUGACUCCAGGAGGUGUGGGUGCCUUGCAGUACAGACCUACUGCAGAAUCUGAGAUGGAGUCACUUCCUGUUUCACGUGAUCUUGUAUAGGAAAAAACAUUUAAAAAAGCAUUGCACCACUCUCAUGCUGCCUCUCAUGGCCACUUUUAGUGUUUGACACUCUCUGCCUUCUAUCAGUGACCCCCCUCUAUUCACCAGAAAGUAGCCCGUCUGUUUAGGAGGUCAGUGCUCAGUAGCCGCCUUAUUUAUUGCACUGCUCUGUACCAGCGGAUCUGGUAAGAGUGUAGGAAAUACUUCAGUGGACUGUAGAGGUGAGAUUUCACCACAAUUAAUCAGUCACUUCUGAGUUGUAUUACUGGUUAAGAGAUAUACAUCAAAUCAAUUUGGGAGAUUAACUGCUAAACUUUUUCCCCCCCCGGAAAUCAAGAUGUGGGUAUAAUUACGCCUGUCCACUUUGUAACUUGUCCUCUAAGGAGCGGUUUACUGAAAUGUUUUUGUCCACUGCACAUCUUGCACUGGGUUCCCACCCAGAUGCCACCCAUCCUCUGGGUCGUGUCCUUCAGCCUCUGCCUGAGCACAACCUGGCCUGAUAUUUGCUGGAACCUCAUGUAGGAAGCAUGUUGUGUCUGAGCAUUUAGCUACCAACAUGGCUCAGCUUGCCGCAUCCUUGGCGGCUUAGUUUUGCACGAUCAAAUGCUUCCCUCAAGCAAUUUGUAUGUCAGACACAAACUACCUGGUCCGGAUACUUAUGGUCAUAUGUUCUGAACUAAUCGAAGUUUACCCACUGCUCAGAGUCUUCACACUGCAUUUGGAAGUGAAUGAAAAUAAUCCCAUCUGUAAGGUAAUUGUCAUUAAAGCAAUUCACAUAAUGGAGAAUAACCUGAUUUGGCUCUAGCCUGAUUUUAAGCAAACACAAAAACAACUAGGUACAGUUUAUACUCUCUGUGGCAGAGUAAUUGAAAUUAGCAGCAACUAUGUAUGUUACUGGAUUUUUGCCAUUUUUCCCCCCAGAAAUACUCGUAUCCUAAUUAAGAUUUUUUUAAAAAGUUUAUCACCUUGUGCUUAACAAAAGAUCUACGACAUGAGCAAACUUCCACUGUUGUAUUUCCAGUAUCAUGGUGUAUUUGCUGCCUGCUUAAGCCCAUGUUCUCACCUCAGGCAUUUUCUGGGUAUGCGAUGUCUAUGAAAUUUAGUUUGGCUUCAUUUUCAUGCUUUCGAAAUGGUCACAUCAAGGGAAGGUACUUGUCAUUUGGGAAGUGAUAUUCAAAUCCAGUGAUCACUAUUUUUUUAAAAGUUGUUUUAAACAGGCAUUUAAUUUUCUCCUUUUGUUGGGUUGAACCUGAUCAGCAUCUUUGAGUGAAUGCAUCACUAAAAACAACUUACACAGUGUUUAGUUCAAGAUUAGGUUAUUUUUUCGUCCUGUAACAAGGCUCCACUUCUUCAAGAAUCACUGAUUCUUCCUUGCUUUUCACCUUGUGUUGUUUAUCCUGUUUUCUACAUUGCAAGUCUAUUUUUAUAAUAAAAAUUGAGUGGUGUUUGCAGCUGUCUAAAUGUC